Coprinopsis cinerea okayama7#130 is the source of this 855-nucleotide messenger RNA. RefSeq lists its product as hypothetical. Lineage: Eukaryota; Fungi; Basidiomycota; Agaricomycetes; Agaricales; Psathyrellaceae. Bases 1 to 855 code for a protein of 284 amino acids. The record is from RefSeq and is a predicted model, not a curated record. The transcript is spliced from 3 exons.
AUGGCAGAAUACGUCCGCGACAAGUCCCAAAAUAUAGCUACAAGCAUGUUCGUUCUUUCCAUCACCGCUAUAAAGUUGAGGGAAGUUUCCCUUGUCAUAAGCGACAUUCCCGAGCCUGCCUCUCCCUCUUCCCACUUGACUUCACUGCGACAUAUGGCGCGGUUCAUCGAGAGAGCAUCCGCGGCCGCUGAGGCAUUCACUCGGGCGUGUCGCAAUCUCCUUCGAACAGACACGUCAGACGUGCCUUCUGUAACCGCUGAUAGAUUUGAAAGUCAAAUGGAACGAGGGAUAGGCACACAUAAUGGUGCAACUGCCGGAAACCCGACCGUCUACUCUGCCUCGCUGGGCACUGAUUCGACGGCGAGUACCAGAGUAGCACCCCCGCGAGGCAUCCACAUCACAUCCUAUUACCUUCGCCGCAUUACGCGUCCUUUGUGGCUCACCGCCUCUGCCUCUAUCGCCUCUUUCGUCGGCUACCAGCAAGGUGCCCAUCCACCUUACCUCGAAUGGCGUAGUGGUAGUCCACCCCCAGUGAACCACCAGGGCACGUCCCACAACAGCACCUCCUGGGUACACCUUUACUCCAUGCUCGAACGAAUCCGCCAACAAGUCCGGGCCCAGAUCCCGAUGCUGGGCGUCCCAGCGUUCGUCACCACUGUCCCCGAAAGGCUUUUCACCUUCGAAGACUCCGGCGAAGACAACGAACGACCAAGGCGGCUGGGAUGGCUGACGGGCAAUUGGAGGGCAGGCUGGAUCGCCGUCGGCUCGGCUGUGUUCCUCAGCCUGUUCGUUGUCCUGGGUCUCGAAAUCAACGGCAGAAUGAAGGCUAUGGUGGCCGAACAUGGAGGCAAGUAG